UUUCAUACGUCCCAGUGCACACGAAUAUGUGUGUUGACAAUAUCAAAAUCAUCAUACAGUUCAAGAUAAACUUUCAUUGUGAGUAGUGAACGAAAAUGAGAAUUAAAUGAAUUUCGCACAUUGUGCAGUGCUGAACUGAACAAACAAACUAAUUAAAAUUUAUUGAUUAAAGAUAUCCGAGUGCAACCGAACGCAGAUUAUUGAAUUAAUAACAAAGACUAGGCGCGUAAAAAAAGUGAAAAGUUGCAAAUUGUAGCGAUACGACUCGUGCGAGAGAGAAAAAAAAAAUUUCAACGAAUAAAAAAAACUAAAAUCGACUGAUUUUCCUGGUAUUUUUGUUUCAUUUUCAUGCCGAUUUCAACGACAAAGGAUUAUUCCACAUACAGAGGACAAAUAAGGCAAAAGAUUCAUUUGAAAAAAAAGAUGUAAAGAUUUUCAUUUGGGCCUUCACCAAAAACCAAACCGUUCUAUUGACAAGUCGAUUGAAUUGCAUCGCUUCGUUCAGACACACAGAGAGAUAAAAUAGCAGCACAGCCACCACACACGAAUCGAUCGAUUGUUAUCUCAUGAACUUUAUUUUCCGUCGAUAAUAUCGAUGAAGCUGGUCGAAUUUUUUGUAUGUUUCGACCGCACCGAUUCAAUCGUGUGAUCGCAACGAAACUGAAACGAACGCGUCAGAAACAGAAAUUUAAUGACUUUUGCUAGGAACAAACGGUCGAAACUUUGAUCGAACGAAGUAGCAACAGAGGCAGCAGCAAAAUAAUAAAAGUGAAAAGAAAAAGUUCAAUAUAUUUUGUUAUUUUUAUCGGUGUGUAUUCGAAAGAUACCGACGACUUUUGAGACUGGUGCGUAACGAAAGCAAAAGAGGAGAAGAAAGAAAAACGAAAGAAAAACGAAAUAAAAUUGAAAAGAAAAAUAAUAACGCCAACAACGAAAAAAUAAUCAUAAACAAUAUAAUACACUUUCUCAAAAUUACUGCGCGAUUGUGGUGUGCUUUGUGUGCGGCUGAACCGAAUUACGCGAAUGGACAGUCAAAACGACAACAUAACACAACCAAGUAAAUAAAUUAUAAAGUAUACUUCUGUCUGUACUUCUGUAUAAAAAGUCGUGUGCAUCGAAAGAAAAGAGGAUAUAUGCACCAAUUAACGUGUGACGUGUAGACAAGAAAGUCCAUGAAAAGCUUCCAAAAUAAAAACUGCGAGUGUAUUACACAAAAGCACGGGAAAAAACGUAGUUUUCAUUGAAUGUUCAUUUUGUUGCUUGAAUGCGGGUUAAGAGCAAUCGAAUCCAUUGUGCAACAAUAUUGUCUUCUGGUAUUUUUGAUAGACACAACAUAUAACCAUAUUUAGUAGUGUGGUGUGUGGCGUCGGUUGCCAUUAUUAUUUAUUAUUUUCGAGCGGCAGAGCGAAAAAAAAGGCAAAUAUUGAGAACAAAAUGUCACGUGAUGUAUAUUAUAUGGUGUCGUCGGAGAGUGACGGACGAAAUGAUCAGCAGGCAGCUAGCAGAGAACCAAUCAAUAAUCGACAAAGAGACGAAGCGAAUGCCGGCACCGCCAAUGCUGAUCACAAUGAAAAUAUUGAGACGAGCACCGAAGAACGUGUUCGGCCCUUUAUCAAAGAGCGUGUCUACUAUGCAGCCAAAGAUGGUUUACCGAUUGCACUGACCUCAUUGCUGUCAAGCGUUGAAAGUGAAACCACAAAAAAUGCCUACAUUAAUCAGAUUGUAGAAGAGGAUGGCCAAUCGUUCACACCAUUGGUGAUAGCAGCACGAAACGGUCGUUAUAAAGUAGUCAAGACCAUUUUAAAUAAUUUUAAGCCAAACAUUGAACAAGAGUGUGUCGUCAAAUUUGAUGGUCACAUUGUACACGGUGCAACGGCUUUAUGGUGUGCAGCGGGCUCUGGACAUCUAAACGUCAUCAAAUUGCUUAUUCAAUACGGUGCUAAUGUUAAUCACAAAACAAAAACACAUUCAACUCCAUUGCGGGCCGCUUGUUUCGAUGGACACUUAGAUAUAGUAAAAUAUUUGGUGGCCCACAGUGCCGAAAUCAAUUUAGCCAACGUGUACAAUAAUACGUGUCUGAUGAUAUCAGCAUACAAAGGUCAUACAGACGUUGUUGAGUUUUUAUUAAGCAACGGUGCUGAUCCCGAUCAACAAGCCCUUUGUGGUGCAACCGCUUUACAUUAUGCAGCUGAAUGUGGUCAUGUGGAUAUCUGUGCCGCACUGCUCGACUAUGGGGCAACACUAAAGCGAAAUGAAUUCGAUAUGACAGCUGUAACAACGGCCGCCGAACGCACCAGAGAAUUAGUUGUAGAAUUGUUUUAUGGACGACCCAAUCUAUUGACAAAGGAAGAGAAAAUAGACGCGUUAGAGUUAAUGGGCGCAUCAUUCGCCAACGACAAAGAUAAUUAUAGCCUCAACAAAGCCUAUCAUUAUUUACUGUUAGCUAUGGAACUGAGAUAUGAAGAUCCACAAAAUGUGAUUCGGAAAAAAAAUAUCACACCAGUACCUGCAUAUGAAAAUUGGAUUGAAAGCCAGACCGUUCAGGAUUUGCAAGCGAUCCGAUUUAAUCAUAACUCAAUUCACAUGGAGAGUUUGACAAUACGCGAACGAAUUUUGACAACGAAAUGCCCGGACGUGGCCCAUCCAAUCGUUUUUCGAGGCGCUGUCUGCGCUGACAAUGGGAGGUUUGACCGAUGCGAGAGUUUAUGGCUACACGCGCUUGAGCUACGGCAAAAUAACAACUUAUCGGUGCAACGAGAUCUAUUGCGAUUUGCUCAAGUGUUCUCUCAGAUGGUGCACGUUUCGGUUCCGUUGCGCAUACAUAAUGUGCUGGCUGUGUUGGCUGCAUGCAUACGUGAGUUAAAAGUGAACAAAGAGAAAUUCCUGAAUCCAGGGCCAAAAGACGAUGUCGAAAUCGUGAUGGAAGAAUUUGAAAUGAAUAUUAUAACGGCACUGUAUCUCUGCACCAUACUAACGAAAUUGAUGAAAAUGGAUUCAAAAAUCACAUGUGAAGAUCGUAAAAAAUCCGGCCGACUGGUCUAUACACUGAACAAAAUGAAUUUGAAAUUGCGAGACGGUCAAACGCUCCUUCAUUUAGCUGUGAAUGGUGUGAUGUCGGUGGACGAUUUUCAUACGAGUGAUGUGUGCCGCUUCCCGUGCAUCGAUACCGUUCGAUUGUUAUUAGAUUGUGGUGCUUCGACAACGGUGCUAGAUUGCGGUCGUAAUUCACCAUUACACACCCUCACCGCCACGUUGAGUUUUCGUAUGCCUGAUCCGCAAGUCGAUAUCGAUACCAUCAGAGAAAUUACGGACAUGUUCAUUGAGGCUGGCAUUCAUAUGGAUGCGGUUAACGUUGAAGGACUAACUGCUGCCCAAAUUUGCACAUCACGUAUGUAUUCGCAUUUUCCACCGUUGCAAAUCGUGGUCUUAAACAAAUCAUUUGACACGUAUAUCAUUAUAUCUUAUUGUCUCGCUAUUCUUAUGUUUUUUUUCUCUCUUUGUUUCGCUAACGAAUGUUAUAGCAUUUAUCCAAGUGUUGCUACGACGAUAUGAAUUUAACGAAGUGAGUCUACGAUGCCUUGCUUCCAGAUGCAUUGCACAACACAAAAUACCAUACAAAGACAUCGUACCCAAGCAACUCGAAAUGUUCAUUGAAAUGCAUAGCUCCGAAAAGCUGUAAAUCAACAAUCGUAGAAAAUAUGUCUGCCUUUUUUUUGUUCAAUCGUCGCAUACAAACACACACACAUAUUUUAUGCAUCGAAAUGGUUUCUCAUCAACAUCAUAGCAUCAAACGAUGUGUUCACCAUCAUGCUGAUAAACAAAGUGAUACGAUUUAAAUAAUGUAACGCAAAUACGCAUCUUUAGAUGAAAAUGGGUUUCUUCAGUUUAACUUACCGUGCUUCCAAGCCUUUCUAUGUAAAUUGGCAAAAUAAUGACUAAAUUUGUGAAAAUUGAAAAUUUUUUUUCUUCGUUUUUUUGUUUUUUAAACGUCAAACACAUGCAUGUAAAUGCCGUGCUUUUAGUAUGUGUUCGGGAAAAAUCUAAAUUAGUCUGUGAAUUUUACAAUAGGACAAUUUGUGCACCGGAUGGAAGGCUGCAUCGCUCUAUUUUUAACGUGCAUUAAGUAAUCAGCAAAUUUACUGAAAAGACUGCGAAUUUAAUUUCAAUAGCACAAUUGUUAAACCUAAUCAAAUUCGAUUUUUUUCUUGUUUCGAUCUAUGUUAACAUUUAAAUUGCAUGUGAAAUAAUUAAGCUUGACCACACGGACGAGGGCUCGAAUGGAAAGACACCAAAUUUGAAGGGAAAAUGAUGUAAUAAUUCUAUCAAUGUGCAUUGCAACAAAACAAACACGUGUAAUUUAUUCAUUAGUUUUUCAAUUGUGAUAAUGACAAUAUUAAACAUUUAACAAGCGACUCGAUCGAAUAGAGAACGAAGAGCAAAUCAAAUAAAGAAAAUGAGUAGAAUCAAGAGAUUUUUACGAAAUAAUCGGACAGUAGUAAGAGAAUCGACCGAAAAUUGUUGUUGAAUAUGAAUCGAAUAAAUUGGAAUUUAAACUCAAUAUUAAUUUUUCGAACGCUGUCUCUCCUAUGCGAUGGUAGCGGCAUUCAAAAAUGUUUUUAAGAUUAAUGUCAGCUAAGACCAAAUUCAGAAUUUAUUGUUGAAAAAAUUGUCUGAAACGCUUUUUUGGAAUUGCUCAAAUAAAGAAAAGAAAAAUUUAAUGAUUUUUGACAAAAGGCUCCAUUUUGUGAGGCAAUGGUCACUUGUACCCCCCCAGAAAAAAUUGUAAGUUAUUUCGAAGCAAACUAGUAAAUCAAUUUAUUUUAAAAAAAUAUAUAAAAAAAAACUUCUAUUUAAAUUUGUUAAAACCAAACAAAUGAACAAUUCAUAUGUAUAGUUUUGUACGAUAUUUAUUUUUUGACGAAUAAAACUCUUCCAUCCAAGGGCAAAA
This is a messenger RNA of Sitodiplosis mosellana (orange wheat blossom midge), 4948 nucleotides long. RefSeq names its product protein fem-1 homolog B (gene Fem-1). The coding region runs from base 1435 to 3552 and encodes 705 amino acids. Gene Ontology annotation, molecular function: protein binding. Lineage: Eukaryota; Metazoa; Arthropoda; Insecta; Diptera; Cecidomyiidae. The transcript is spliced from 8 exons. The record is from RefSeq and is a predicted model, not a curated record.